GCGACGGGAGGGGGCGGAGCCGAGGCGCCGUGACUGUAACGCGAUAGCUGCUCGACUCAAAAGCGCCAUCACUCACACACACACUUUACACACACCUCGCAGACUCGUACGCGCAGGACGCAAGUCGGUGUCAGAGAGGAGAGGAGCGGAGCGGAGCGCAGUACGGACCCGCUACCAGAGCCGGAGAGGUGGAGGCAUGACAUGAACGGCGUUUCACAGAAGCAGGCGCGCACUUUUUAUUUAUACUUCUGUUAUUUUACCUCAUUGAGAAGCAGCUCCUUGCUCUCGGACUGAGAUUUUAUUUUAUUUUUAUUUGCAUUUGAGGCUUCGACAUCGUGGACUUUAAGCCUCAAAAGCCCGUACGGGAGACCCAAAACCUCGUGUGCGCAAAAUACGCGGCGGACGCGGAGAAGGAAGAAAGGAGGAUACGGUGACGGGGAAGCCUCUCCGUGGGAACUUGACGCACCCUGGAGCCGCUGCUCCAGACUCUCUCUCCCGAAGCUCCGCUUUCCCCCCCUGAAGCCUCCCAGCUGCGGAGCGCACGAAGCGCUGGUCAAGGAGUUUGUUUGUUUCGCUGUUUCUUGGAUGAGGUUCGGUGGCAUCUCUCCGAUUUUUUUCUCUUAAAAAGAAAAGGGCUGCGCUUCUAGUAUUUUCUGAAUUUCCUCAAUAACAUGUAGUUGACACGAUGUUUUCUCCUUCGAUGGUUUAAUAACAAACGCCGUGGGAUUUUUUUUUUUUUUUUUUAGUUUUAUUUUGACUGCUGCUAGCGUUUUUUGCUCCUGAACGGGUUGGGAUUUUUUAUUUAUAAAAGAAAAAAAAAGGAACGGCAGCGUUUGUGUCACACGAGGUGGAAACAUUAGACACUUAAAAGCUCUCCACAAGUUUUUGCAUCAUCCAAGAUGGAUUUUGUGUCAUCGCUGAUUGGAUUUUUAAUCGCUGCGUGUCAUCUGGCAUUACGAGUCAAAGGAGAAGGGGAGUGCGGAGGCGUCUUCGACGCCAGCGAGGCCGGCUACAUCACCUCCCCGGGUUAUCCCCUGGAGUACCCCCCUCACCAGAACUGCCACUGGAUCAUAACGGCGCCGGAACCCUCGCAGCGCAUCGUCCUCAACUUCAACCCUCACUUCGAGAUCGAGAGGCUCGACUGCAAAUAUGACUUCAUCGAGAUUCGCGACGGAACCUCGGAAACGGCGGACGUUUUGGGUCGGCACUGCAGCAACAUCGCCCCGGCGCCGAUCAUCUCGUCCGGCCCCUCGCUCCAGAUCAAGUUCGUCUCGGACUACGCCCACCAGGGGGCGGGCUUCUCUCUGCGCUACGAGAUUUUCAAAACGGGGUCGGAAUUCUGCUUCCGCAACUUCACCAGCCCCUCCGGCGUGAUCGAGUCCCCGGGCUUCCCGGACAAGUACCCGCACAACCUGGAGUGCUCCUACAUGAUCAUCGCGCCGCCCCACAUGGACAUCGUCCUCACCUUCCUGACCUUCGACCUCGAGAACGACCCCCUGCUGGUGGGGGAGGGCGACUGCAAGUACGACUGGCUGGACGUGUGGGACGGCCUACCCCAAGUGGCUCCUCUGAUCGGACGUUACUGCGGCACCAAGAUCCCCCCGGAGAUCCAGUCGUCCUCCGGCCUGCUGUCCCUCUCCUUCCACACGGACAUGGCCGUGGCCAAAGACGGCUUCUCGGCCCGCUACAACAUGACGCACAAAAAGGCCGCCGACUCCUUCCACUGCAGCACGGCCUUCGGCAUGGAGUCGGGCAAGAUCAGCGACGACCAGAUCACGGCCUCCUCGUCCUUCUACGACAACCGCUGGUUGCCGCGGCAGGCCCGCCUCCACAACGACGACAACGCGUGGACGCCCUCGGAGGACAGCAACAAGGAGUACAUACAGGUUGACCUCCAGUUCCUCAAGGUCCUCACAGGCAUCGCCACCCAGGGGGCCGUCUCCAAGGAGACGCAGAAGUCUUACUACGUCGCCAGCUUCAAGCUGGAGGUCAGCACCAACGGAGAGGACUGGAUGGUGUACCGGCACGGCAAGAACCACAAGAUUUUCCACGGUAACACGGACCCCACCGAGGUGGUUCUGAACCGCAUCCCUCAGCCGGUCCUGGCCCGGUUCGUCCGGAUCCGACCGCAGACGUGGAAGAACGGCAUCGCCCUCCGCUUCGAGCUCUACGGGUGCCAGAUCACAGAUGCCCCGUGCUCGGACCUGCAGGGAAUGCUCUCCGGGCUGCUCCCCGACGCGCAGAUCUCCGCCUCGUCCAGCAGGGACAUGGUGUGGAACCCUGGGACGGCCCGCCUCGUGGCCAGCCGCUCCGGCUGGUUCCCAGCCCCCGCGCAGCCUCUGGCUGGAGAGGAGUGGCUACAGGUGGACCUGGGUGUGCCCAAGACGGUGCGCGGCGUCAUCACCCAGGGGGCGAGAGGGGGCGACGCGGCGACCGGCGCUUCCGCCGACAACAAGGCGUUCGUCAGGAAGUACAAAGUGGCGCACAGCGUCAACGCAAAGGACUGGAACUUCAUCAUGGACAUCAAGACCAGCCUACCCAAGAUUUUCGAGGGGAACACUCACUACGACACCCCGGAGCUCCGUCACUUCGACGAGACGGUGGCCCAGUACGUGAGGCUCUACCCGGAGAGGUGGUCCCCGGCAGGGAUUGGGAUGAGAGUGGAGAUCCUCGGCUGCGACCUUCCAGAAACCACCACGCUGGCCGACACCACCACGCCGACGCCGCCCGCCGCCAUCGAAACCACCACCGUCCCCGUUACCACCACAGUUCCCACGUCUCCCCUGUCCAACGGCGUUUGCGACUUCGAGCGCGACCUGUGCGGGUGGACGCACGACCCCUACAGCCCGCUGCACUGGAUCCUGCACAGUCACGAGCCGAACAGCUACCUGUACAUGGACACGAGCUUAAAGGCGGAGCAGCACCGAGCCCGCCUCCUGAGCCCCGUGGUUCCCGCCGACACCGGGCCCCUCUGCCUCCUCUUCUCCUACCAGCUGUGGGGAGAGGGCCAGGGCCACCUCAGGGUCCUGCUGCGGGACGCCCACAACGAAGAGACGGUGCUGUGGACGCUGAAAGACGACCAGGGCCCCGUCUGGAAGGAGGGCCGCACCAUCCUGCCGCGCUCCCCUAGAGACUUCCAGGUGGUGAUGGAGGGCUUCCUCGCGCACAGCAACAGAGGACACAUCUGGAUAGACAACAUCCACAUGAACCCCAACUCCCCCCUGACGGAGUGCACGCAACCCUUCGCGGCGUUCUCUCCAGAAAACCCAGUUAAGAGACCCAAUGGGUUCGGAGAUGGGCAAGGACCCAGCGAUAGAGACCCAUUAGGUGGAGGCCUCCAGUUCCCCGAGUGGAACACGGCCUCCCCGUCGUCCGUGCCUCCGGUGACGAGCAACUCCGAGAAGGACAACUCGUGGCUGUACACCCUGGACCCCAUCCUGGUCACCAUCAUCGUCAUGAGCUCCCUGGGCGUCCUGCUCGGCGCCGUCUGCGCCGGCCUCCUCCUCUACUGCACCUGCUCCUACAGCGGCCUGUCGUCGCGCUCCUCCACCACGCUGGAGAACUACAACUUCGAACUGUACGACGGCCUCAAGCACAAAGUCAAGCUCAACCAACAGCGCUGCUGCACCGAGGCGUGAACCGCCCCCUCGUUGAAAACCUCUCACUAUUUCCUCCAUCCCCUCCAGCUCACUUUAGUGUCAGUUUAACUUCCUCGACGAUGCACAUCCCCAGGAUAUUAGCUAAGCCACUUGCCUCUUCUGAGAACUUCCUGUUUGGGAAAAGAGUGGCCAAGUCCGGCGUCGGUGGUUGUUGUUGUGAAAACUCGCCAACGUGGACGGAUCCGGCGCGGGGAUGUUAGGCCUCAAAAUCUAAAUAUCUACACAUAUCAAUUACAGAGUCGUGGUCCACCAAAAGAGAACUGUUUAUAAAUCAUAGAUUUGUAAGAGUUUUGAAACUGGAUACUGUAAAGUACACAUGCAGAGAGGCAGACGCGUCGCGUUGGAGAGGUGGUAGGUUAGGAACGUGCUUAGAAAGCGUAUUUUUUUGAUCACAUGUGAACACAGUGGCCUAGAACUUAGCUCCUUCGUGUCGACCCUUUCGUUCCGUCGUAGACUCUGCUACCUGUCGGCCUCAGUUAUCCUCUUAGUUCCUGACAGUCCGUGGUCUUUCCAGUCACCGGCUUCCCUCUCUUUCUGUUUAAUGUUUUCGUUCUGGCCGGUUGCCAGAUAAGUUGAGCGAGGGGCGGGGAUUUAAAAAAAAAAAAAAAAAGAAAGUAUAUGUGUGUUUAGAGGUGGGGAGGGCAUUUUAGCACAUUCUUUUUAUGACAGAGAAACGUUAUUGUUAGAUUUAGUUGUCGGAGACUGUUGCUGGUUCCUGUCAAAGAGAAGGUCAUGUUUACAUUGUGGUUAAUGGCGAAAAGGUCAAGGAGCUUUGGUCGGUGCAACCUAUGGAUUGCUGGUAAGGGCGGGGGACCGCUGAAGGAGAAAAGAGACCAUAAAAUUAAAAGUUAAACAGGAUCAAUCCACUGACUGUGUGCCCAGGCACGCGACAAGCCUUAAACUGUUCGCGGAAAAUGUUGAAAAAGGAACGUUGAGGCAACACCGGGACGAGAGAGGAGGAGGAGGAGGGACGCGUCUCUUCCUCUUCCGCACGUGGACCUCAAAAGCCAUGACUUAAAGGACCUACCCCUUAUCCUAAAACACGCCACCCCCACCUCAACCGACUGGCUGACUGCGGCCUGUCUUGUGAAUCGUUUUUUUAAUUUCCUUUGUGUCGAUUCUGAGGCGGUUUUUCGAAACCGCUCCGCAUGGGUCCGGUGCGCUCCGAAUGGACUCGUAAGCCAUUGGACUCCCACGCACAUGAACAUCCACACACGUCACUUGUAUAUACGGGUGUAUAUACAGAACAUGAGUCACAUCUUCUCUCCCUCUGAAAAACACGAGGCUCAAAAAAAAAAAAAAAAGAAAAAAAACGAAGGGUCUUCUGCUGCGAAUCCACGUGGUGGGGCUUCGCCACGCACGUGCACUCAUCGCGCCGCCGCCACGUCCAUUCCCGCUCACGCUCGCUGUCUCUGUCCUCUGAGGCCCACAUCUCUGGACCCCCACUGACUCUCUUCAAAGUGCCUUGGAGCCUCGGGGGGGAUCCAGCUCGCCUUGGGAGCCGGUAUCAGACGCCGACAGUCACAGCGCCCCCUUCUGCUUGGGAGGACCAAACCAUAAACCAAGAUAAAGGAUUCCCCAACCUCCCCUUUUUUUUUCCGCACUGCUAGGACUGCUGUUGUUGUUGUUUUAAAGGGGUCUUUGUACAGAAAUGCUCUUUUUAUGAUUGUUAUUAUAAUUAUUGUUAUGAUUAUUUAAUAAAGGAUUUAUACCAUA
Mugil cephalus (flathead mullet) is the source of this 5375-nucleotide messenger RNA. RefSeq names its product neuropilin 2a (gene nrp2a). Gene Ontology annotation, biological process: angiogenesis; axon guidance; vascular endothelial growth factor signaling pathway. NCBI's taxonomy places the organism in Eukaryota, Metazoa, Chordata, Actinopteri, Mugiliformes, Mugilidae. Gene Ontology annotation, cellular component: membrane. The transcript is spliced from 18 exons. The record is from RefSeq and is a predicted model, not a curated record. The coding region runs from base 900 to 3638 and encodes 912 amino acids. Gene Ontology annotation, molecular function: semaphorin receptor activity; vascular endothelial growth factor receptor activity.